AUGGACGUUGAAGCAAUCAAUACAAAUCUCUUGAGGGCUGUCGAAAAGGGAAAUUGGUUUACAGUUCGGGAAGCCAUUCACGAGGUUCAAGCCUCAAAUGGGAUUCACGACUGGUCUUUUUUAUCGAAAAAUCUGGUGGAACGUGCGUGUGACAGAGGAGAUGAAGAGAUCAUGGGGCUCUUAGUCAGGAUGUGCUCCCAGGAGGACUUUACCGAUCUCUCAAAACGAACCACGAUACUACAUCGAGCUGUUCGAAGACGGGGUGGUAGAUACGGGAUUGUCAGAUUGUUGCUUGAUUCUGCGUUGUCUGAGCGGUCAGAGUCAGUGAAAGAAUAUGUCAAUAUUCAGGAUCACGAAGGGAAAACGGCACUUCACCACGUCGCUGUAAGUGGUGACUCUUACAUGCUUGAUAUUCUCUGUAAAGCAGGUGCAGAUGUCAAUAUCCGAGACGAAAGGAACCUGUUACCUGCACAUAUCGCUUGCAUAGCAGGCGAAUAUGAGAUGAUGCGACGGCUGUUUGGAAAAGAUCGAAUGAGUAUAACCCAAGUCAUGCAUCAUGAAGAGGUUGCUGGAUCGGCCCCUAUCCAUCUGGUCGCGGAGAGGAACUGUUGGAAAGAACUUGUCUAUCUCAUGGAUCUAUUUCAAAAAGAAAAUAUUCAGGCAAAAGACAUAAAUUACGAACUUGCAUGGUAUAAAGCAUGUAGAGGCACCAGUCGCUUGUAUUCGACACCUGCGUACAGUGGAAUGGCUCAAGGGUUUCCCAACAGUCUGGAAGCGGCUAUUGUACUCAUUUACAACGAAUACAGGCGUCCCCUGACCUACGAUCAACCCGAUUGGAAAGAAUACUCUUUUCCUGGAAUAACCUGCUAUUCCUUUCAAAUAAAUCAUGUCAGUGGAUACAAUAACUGCAAGAUAAUACAUAAGUACUGA
This is a messenger RNA of Bipolaris oryzae ATCC 44560, 930 nucleotides long. RefSeq lists its product as uncharacterized. Bases 1 to 930 code for a protein of 309 amino acids. Gene Ontology annotation, molecular function: protein binding. NCBI's taxonomy places the organism in Eukaryota, Fungi, Ascomycota, Dothideomycetes, Pleosporales, Pleosporaceae. The transcript has a single exon. The record is from RefSeq and is a predicted model, not a curated record.